AUGCUUGUCAUAGUUUGUCUGUGCAGCAUCGUCAUUGUCACCAUCUACUCGUACAUGAUGCUGAUCGCUAGACAACAUAUGAGGCGCAUCCAGCCGCUGAGUCGAGCCGGCGGUCCGCAGGAAGAAGCUGCAGAGAGUCACGCCUUCUAUACCGCUCUCAUCAAGCAUCUGAAGCUGGCGAAGACGUUCGGCAUUGUCGUCGGCGCCUUCCUCGUCUGCUGGACGCCGUUCUCAGUAAUGAUGGCUUUGAACCUCGCUGGCAUCCGACACGAGCGGCUGGAUCUACUGCGUGGAGUCGGCUACAUGCUGGCAUACUGCAACUCCUUCAUGAACUUCUUGAUAUAUACAGAUACGAGGCGCAUCCAGCCGCUGAGUGGAGCCGGCGGUCCGCAGAAGGAUGCUGCAAAGAGUCACGCUUUCUAUACCGCUCUCGUCAAGCAUCUGAAGCUGGCGAAGACGUUCGGCAUUGUCGUCGGCGCCUUCCUCGUCUGCUGGACGCCGUUCUUAUUGAUAAUGGCUUUGAACCUCGCUGGCAUCCGACACGAGCGGCUGGAUCUACUGCGUGGAGUCGGCUACAUGCUGGCAUUCUGCAACUCCUUCAUGAAAUUCUUGAUAUAUGCAGGGAGGAGUAUCCAGUUUCGCUCGGCGUUCUGCGCAGUGUUGCCCUCGUGCGGACACUAG
Priapulus caudatus is the source of this 681-nucleotide messenger RNA. Its product is annotated as 5-hydroxytryptamine receptor 1-like. Gene Ontology annotation, molecular function: G protein-coupled receptor activity. NCBI's taxonomy places the organism in Eukaryota, Metazoa, Priapulida, Priapulimorpha, Priapulimorphida, Priapulidae. Gene Ontology annotation, biological process: G protein-coupled receptor signaling pathway. The record is from RefSeq and is a predicted model, not a curated record. Gene Ontology annotation, cellular component: membrane. The transcript has 2 exons. Bases 1 to 681 code for a protein of 226 amino acids.